Messenger RNA from Candida tropicalis MYA-3404, 2727 nucleotides. It is a transcript of the gene CDC54, whose product is annotated as MCM DNA helicase complex subunit. Gene Ontology annotation, cellular component: nucleus; MCM complex. NCBI's taxonomy places the organism in Eukaryota, Fungi, Ascomycota, Pichiomycetes, Serinales, Debaryomycetaceae. Gene Ontology annotation, biological process: mitotic DNA replication initiation; DNA replication; double-strand break repair via break-induced replication. Gene Ontology annotation, molecular function: single-stranded DNA helicase activity; ATP binding; single-stranded DNA binding. The transcript has a single exon. Bases 1 to 2727 code for a protein of 908 amino acids. The record is from RefSeq and is a predicted model, not a curated record.
AUGUCAUCUCCACCUCAAAGUAGUAAUAAUAACCAUACUAAUGGUCAACAGGAUUCACUUGAAAGAGAAUCUGAAUCCAUCUCACAGAGUCAACAACCUCCAAUUGUUUCAUCUCCAUUAUUUUUCAAUUCAUCUAAUCCAGGUUCAGAUAUCGGAUCCAAUAACUUCAACUCACAAAGUCAAAGAAGAAAUGAUAUUUCUUCUCCAUUACAUUAUACCUCAUCUGCACAACCAACAUCAGAUAUUGGUUUUGAUUCUCAAAGAUCUGCUAGAGUUCAAGAUGUGGGUAGAAUCAUGAGACGUGCCCAAAGAAGUGAUAUUCAAGAUAGUACUUCAUCUCCACUGCGUAACAGAAGAUAUUUUAAUCCAGUGAGAGGUGGUCCACAAACUCCUUCAAACUUGGGAUCUGCUACUUCACAACAAUACAGCACGGAUCCAGCCGAACCAAAUGAUGAGCCAGUAAGAGUCAUUUGGGGUACAAAUGUUUCCAUUCAAGAAUGUUCUAAUAUUUUCAGAGAAUUCUUAUUGUCCUUCAAGUAUAAAUAUAGAAGGGAUAUGGAAGGUGAACUUGUUGAGCCAGAGGACCAUGAGUUGUACUAUGUGAAUCAAUUGAAUACUAUUAUGGAAUUGGGAUUGACAAAUCUUAAUUUAGAUGCCAAAAAUUUGUUGUCUUAUCCAUCCACUAGAAAAUUAUACUAUCAGUUAAUUAACUAUCCGCAAGAAAUUAUUCCAAUUAUGGAUCACACCAUCAAGGAUUGUUUAAUUCAAAUUAUUAAUGAUUCAGGUACUACCAGUCCUGCAGAAUCAAAACUUGAUGAAAUUGAAACUAAUGUUUAUACCAUUCGUCCAUAUAAUGUUAACAUGGUUGAAAAGGGUAUUCGUGAAUUGAACCCUAAUGAUAUUGACAAAUUGGUUAGUGUUAAAGGUUUGACUUUGCGUUCUACAUCGAUUAUUCCGGACAUGAAAGUUGCCUUUUUCAGAUGUAAUGCAUGUGGUCACACUGUUGGUGUUGAAAUUGAUAGAGGGGUUAUUUCAGAACCAACUAAAUGUCCUAGAGAAGUUUGUGGUCAACGAAACUCAAUGGUACUUAUCCAUAACCGUUCUUCAUUUUCUGACAAACAAGUCAUCAAAUUACAAGAAACACCAGAUUUGGUUCCUGAUGGUCAAACUCCACACUCUAUUAACUUGUGUGUCUAUGACGAAUUGGUUGAUUCUUGUCGUGCUGGUGAUCGUGUUGAAGUUUGUGGUAUUUUCAGAUCCACCCCUGUCAGAGCCAAUCCAAGACAAAGAGCGUUGAAAAGUUUAUACAAAACUUAUUUGGAUAUUGUUCAUAUUAAGAAGAUUGACAAGAGGCGAUUGGGAGGUGAUAUUUCUACAUUGGAACAUGAAGUUGCUGAAAAGGAUCAAGAAGUUGAGCAAGUUAGAAAGAUAACUGCUGAAGAAAUUGAAAAGAUUAAAGAAAUCUCUGAACGUGAUGAUUUAUAUGAAGUUUUAGCCAGAUCAUUGGCUCCUUCUAUUUAUGAGAUGGAUGAUGUUAAGAAAGGGAUCUUGUUGCAGUUGUUUGGUGGUACCAAUAAAACUUUCAAGAAAGGUGGUAGAUAUAGAGGUGACAUCAAUGUGUUGUUGUGUGGUGAUCCAUCCACUUCGAAAUCUCAAAUCUUACAAUAUGUUCAUAAAAUCGCCCCAAGAGGGGUUUACACAUCUGGUAAAGGUUCUUCUGCCGUUGGUUUGACUGCUUAUAUCACCAGAGAUAUUGAUACCAAGCAAUUAGUUUUGGAAAGUGGUGCUCUUGUGUUAUCUGAUGGUGGUGUUUGUUGCAUUGAUGAAUUUGACAAAAUGAGUGAUGCUACAAGAUCGGUGCUACAUGAAGUUAUGGAACAACAAACUAUUUCUAUUGCUAAAGCUGGUAUUAUCACUACCUUAAAUGCUAGAACUUCUAUUUUGGCAUCGGCAAAUCCUAUCAAUUCGCGUUAUGAUCCAAACUUACCGGUUACUGCAAAUAUUGAUUUACCACCACCUUUAUUGUCGCGUUUUGAUUUGGUUUAUUUGAUUUUGGAUAAAGUUGACGAAACAAUUGAUAGACAAUUGGCUAGACAUUUGACUGAUAUGUAUUUGGAAGAUACUCCUGAAACUGUCAACACUAGUUAUGUUUUGCCGGUCGAUUUAUUGACCCUUUACAUCCAAUACGCUAAAGAAAACUAUAAUCCAGUUAUGACUGAAGAAGGUAAACAUGAAUUAGUGAGAGCAUAUGUUGAAAUGAGAAAAUUGGGUGAAGACGCUAGAUCUUCUGAAAAGAGAAUCACUGCCACUACUAGACAAUUGGAAUCCAUGAUUAGAUUAUCUGAAGCCCAUGCUAAAAUGAGAUUAUCUGAAAGAGUUGAAUUAAUUGAUGUUAAAGAAGCUGUUAGAUUGAUUAAAUCUGCAAUUAAAGAUUAUGCUACUGAUCCAGUCACUGGUAGAAUUGAUAUGGAUAUGAUUCAAACGGGUACUACUAAUCAACAAAGAAGAGUUCAAGAAGAUUUAGCUAAUGAAAUUUUAAAGAUCAUUGAUGAAAAUAACAACUUAAUUAGAUUCAAUGAUUUGAGUAUGAAAUUGAAUGAAAGAUCUUCUAUUAGAGUCGAAAAUCUGACUAUUAAUGAAACUUUAAAAAGAUUACAUCAAGAAGGUAAGAUUCUUGAAACUGGUGAUAGUCAUAGAAGAACAAUUAGAAAAAUUGCAAUUGUUUAG